This is a messenger RNA of Acromyrmex echinatior (Panamanian leafcutter ant), 1374 nucleotides long. RefSeq names its product calcium and integrin-binding protein 1. NCBI's taxonomy places the organism in Eukaryota, Metazoa, Arthropoda, Insecta, Hymenoptera, Formicidae. The record is from RefSeq and is a predicted model, not a curated record. Gene Ontology annotation, molecular function: magnesium ion binding; calcium ion binding.
AUAGCGCCCUUUAAAAGCAGAAUUACAUAUGGGCAAAAGCGAUACAUUCAUUCGACAAUAUAACGAUCUAUUUACUCAAUAAUUACGAAGUAAUUAAUCAGGUCAGUUCAGAAGAAUAAAAUUUUCUAACUGAGCAAAGUCACCUGUAAGCUUUAAAACAGUUGUAAUAAGAGUAAUGUGGAACAUAUUUCACAAAUUAGUGAACAGUGCAUAACGUGGAUUAAUUGGAUUAAUGAUGGCCGAGUUUCUUCGUAAGGAUAAUUGAAGCUAUUGCAAAAUAUUUGUUGACACAUUGUAUGGUUGUUCUACAAGGAUGGGUGCAGGAAAAAGUCAGUUUACGGAAGAAGAGCUGCAAGAUUAUCAGGAUUUAACAUAUUUCACCAAGAAGGAAGUCUUAUACGCACAUCAGAAAUUCAAGGCGCUUGCUCCAGAAAAAGUUGGACACAACAAAAAUGCAAAGCUGCCAAUGUCCAAGAUCUUGCAGUAUCCUGAGUUGAGAGUGAAUCCUUUCGGCGACAGGAUCUGCAAAGUCUUUAGCUCCAGUCAGGAUGGUGAUUGCACCUUUGAAGAUUUCCUGGACAUGAUGUCUGUGUUUAGCGAUGCUGCUCCGAAAGCUGUGAAAGCUGAGCAUGCAUUUAGAAUAUUUGAUUUUGAUGGCGAUGAUAUGCUCGGUGUGGGAGAUUUACGUCAAGUAGUCGACAGAUUAACUGCACCCCAAAGAUUAAAUGACAGUGAUAUGCAGCAGCUUCUUCAGUAUAUCCUUGAUGAAGCUGAUUUAGAUGACGAUGGUGCGCUCAGUUUUGCUGAAUUUGAACACAUUAUAGAGAAGAGCAGUGACUUUUCUAAGAGUUUUCGCAUUCGUUUAUAAACGUAUUAACGAAUAUGCCAAUGAAAGACUGAAUAUUAUAAUUGAAAUUUAAUUAUAAGACUUGGGCCUAAUUCAGAAGAGAAAAAAAUACGAUCGACGCUACUGCAGAAUGUGCCAAGGGUCUAUAAUUUGAUCUAAGUCAGAUGAUCUUUUUUAUUUUCGACCGAGCUUUUUUAUUUGAAGUUGUAAUAGAAGGAACAGAUGUAAAAAUGAAAUGUUUAGAUUCCUCAAUUUAAAAAUAUCAUAUAAUAUGCCAUUUAAAACUGCCAAACAUACAGUGGUAUUAUUGAUGUAUGACGCUCCAAUUUAAUGAAAAAAAAAGUCUCCUCUUUUGAGAUCAGUUAUUAAGCAUUUUUGAAAGCUAUAUCUUAUGUAAUGAAGUUGAAUGAAUGCACAAAUUUGACUUAAAGUCAUUAUAUCAACUUGUAUCUAUUAUUCAGUCAGAAGACAGAAAAUUCAUCUUCAUUAUGAACUUUCAGAAUUAUAUUUGUAAUAAGCAUUUAAAA